UUUCCAGUGCAGGUCUGAACCCUGGAGGGAACCAGUCGGACGUGAAGCUGAACGAUCUCUGAUGAACACUUUGAAGAGGAAACACAUGAUUCCAGGUUGAAACGUAAACAGGAAGCAGCUCUGGAACCACCUGAAGGUUUCGUUCGUUUCCGUAGUGCCGGAGUGAUGAGAUCAUAGGUCAGAAGUCACCGGUGAAGCGGGGCAGUAGAACCGGCCGCCACGUCGAACCGGGCCAUGAAGAAACCAACAUUUGAACCAGAAUAAAAACAUUUACGGAUACAAACGGGACACUUUAACGCGGACAUGGAGGCUGAGAACCAGAACGCGUUCACGUCUUGCUGUCCAUCCCAGAGCGGCAGCAGCUCCUCCACCCCGGACAUGUUGCCUCCAGAAAACCAUGCAGACGGCCUGAACCACCAUUCCCACACAUUUGGCACCGUUAUCCCCAACCGGAUCUUUGUUGGUGGGAUUGACUACAGCGUCAAUGACAGCGACCUGCGAUACGUCUUCUCACAACAUGGUGCGGUACAAGAGGUGAAGAUUGUCACAGAUCGCUCAGGAAUGUCAAAAGGAUAUGGGUUUGUCACCUUUGAAACCCAAGAAGAUGUCCUGAAAAUCCUUAGUAAUGCUAGUAGAAUCUGUUGCAAAGACAAGAAGCUGCUCAUUGGUCAGGCCGUCAGGAAGCAUCCGCCCUCAGGACGAACUAAGAGCGUCCCCCCAGCCAGCCCUGAACCUGCCGUCCCCCAGCAGAUGUCCCUGUGUCUGACCACGUCCACCGGAUACCCCUACACCUUCCACAACGGAGUGGCCUACUUCCACUGCCCCAACAUGAGCCCUCCUGCUCACCACUGGCCUGCUGCCCGUCAGCUGAUGCUCCAUCAGUCCCACCAGCCCGUCUACCAGCCUCCAGCUCAUCACCACUACCAGUGUGUCCCAAACCAGUAUCAGUGGAAUCCUGUCCAGCUGGCGAUGCCCUCCGGUGCAGCCGUGUGUUCCCAGCCGUCAGAUUAUCUUUACCAGCCGGCUGAUGGAGGCUCCGUCCAGAACCCUGUAGCCGUCAUGGAGGACGGAGCAGCAGAGUUUGUGGAGCCGACGAUGCAGCACAUCUACCCAGUUUACCCUCAGAGAGCAGAAGGAAUGACUCCUGUUGUUCUGCAACACGACCCUGCAAAGAGCCCGAUGUUUCCUCCCUCUCAAGUCCACCUGAAGCCAAAGUACUGCCGCUACAAGGACUUCCACUAUCUGCCAGAUCCAGUCGAACCUCUGGACGUCUCCAUGUUUCAGCCUCUCAUGUAGUCUAAAACCCUCAGACAGCUCAGGACACUCCGUCGUAGUUCUAGUCUGUGGACUGAAACAUGUGCCUUACAGCGUGGUGAAGGUAAGCUCUGGCCUCGUCGGCUUCAUCGGCCUCAGUCAGGAGAUUAUCUGCAGCUGGAUGGACGGUGGUGGAACAGCAACGCUAGUAAAUCCAGCGUUACAAUACAGUAAACGUUGGAUCUGAAAUCCCCCAAAAUUCAGAUUUACAGGUUCCCUGCUGGAGCAAAAUAAAAGCCAAGUUCAAGUUUAUAUUUCUUGAAAAAAAUAACUAUAAUAAUAAUAAAAAACAGGGUGGUUAGAGCUAGAUCAGUUAGAUCAAACAUACUUUAAAGUCCUCUCGUUUGUUUUCAUGUUGUGCAAAAGCAACUCGGAACACAUUACAGCUGCGAUUAUUAAAUAUUUUUGUAGUUCUUACCAUGUCGGCUCCCUGUUUUUACCUAAUCGUACGAAGGAGCCUUUGCUGCACUUGAUUCCUGAUCCGUGGGUCAGCUUCCGAGCAGCGCUUCAAUGCGUUUUCUACCGUUUUUCAACACGAUGACGUGAAGAAAUGUGUCCACAGAGCUGUGGUUGGACGUCGAAACGGCACAGAUAUAAGGGCGACGUGAUAUUUUUGUACGUUCUGUAUAAAGUAGGCCGAUAAGUGAUGCACUGGUGUUUAUAUUUGGAAAUCUAUAUGUCAACGAGUACUUUUUUUUUUUUAAUAAAAUUCAAAUGAAGUGGAGGUUGGCCUCCAGCACCCUGCUUUUCAAAAGCAGCUCUACCAAGUUUGGUUGUGUUUUUGCAACGUAAAACUUCACAAUUCGCCUCCAAAUCCUGUUAAACCUGUCGCAAAACAGAAGCAGAUGAGAUCAUCUCACUGAAGAUGACUUCAAACUCGAUCGCUCUGCUAAGUUGCUCCGUCACCAACAAACUAAUAAUAGAAAUAUGGCUGAAUAACUUGUUGGGAAAUUGAAUUUGUCAGUUACAGUUCAAAAUGCAUUUUCAAUCUUUUUUAGAUAUUAUCCACUUUAAAUGUAACUUUCAUUGUCAGGUUUUUCCCGCCAUCCUAUUGCAGCAGCACUGAAGCUUUAAUGUCUCUGUAAACGUUUCAGUUUGAGGUGUUUGUGCUUCUAAGUCAGGUAUAGAGUCUGUAAACACACCUGAAACUGUCAGAGUGCCUCGACAGUUUCUGCAUUGUCAUAUGCUUUGUUUGUUGAGCUCAGGUUUUCUUCUGCUGUUGACGUUGAUGUAUCUGCGCAGCGUCUUGAUGAAACUGCCCAACAGUGACUUGUUUUGUUCUGACGUUCCCUCAGGUGUCUGUGGUUCUUCUGUGGAAAUAAACGUUUUCGAUGGUG
Molecule: messenger RNA, 2651 nt
Organism: Amphiprion ocellaris (clown anemonefish)
Lineage: Eukaryota; Metazoa; Chordata; Actinopteri; Pomacentridae
Product: protein boule-like
Exons: 12
Coding region: 304-1296 (330 amino acids)
Molecular function (GO): RNA binding
Source: RefSeq, a predicted model, not a curated record